This is a messenger RNA of Lepus europaeus (European hare), 2364 nucleotides long. It is a transcript of the gene HDC, whose product is annotated as histidine decarboxylase. The record is from RefSeq and is a predicted model, not a curated record. Gene Ontology annotation, molecular function: histidine decarboxylase activity; pyridoxal phosphate binding. The coding region runs from base 1 to 2109 and encodes 702 amino acids. The transcript is spliced from 11 exons. Lineage: Eukaryota; Metazoa; Chordata; Mammalia; Lagomorpha; Leporidae. Gene Ontology annotation, biological process: L-histidine catabolic process; histamine biosynthetic process.
AUGAGAUCAGGCUGGAGAAUCGGGUCCUCCCUCCCCUUGGCCCGCAACCCUUGUCCUUCUUCACCAAGCCCCUUGUCCUCGACCGGAGAGGGACAGGUGCAAACGCUGGCCCCGGGCAGGGGCCGCGAGCCUGAUUUCUCUACCUGCCUUCUAGGGAGAGAGAUGGUGGAUUACAUCUGCCAGUACCUGAGCACGGUGCGGGAGAGGCGGGUGACCCCGGACGUGCGGCCAGGCUACCUACGAGCCCAGCUUCCCGAGAGUGCUCCCGAGGAGCCCGACAGCUGGGACAGCAUCUUUGGGGACAUUGAGCGGAUCAUCAUGCCUGGGGUGGUGCACUGGCAGAGCCCGCAUAUGCAUGCCUACUACCCAGCCCUCACCUCCUGGCCAUCCCUGCUGGGAGACAUGCUGGCUGAUGCCAUCAACUGCUUGGGAUUCACCUGGGCUUCCAGCCCUGCCUGCACGGAGCUGGAGAUGAAUGUCAUGGACUGGCUGGCGAAAAUGCUGGGGCUCCCAGAUCACUUCCUGCACCACCACCCCGGCAGCAAGGGCGGAGGCGUCUUACAGAGCACAGUGAGCGAAUCCACUUUGAUCGCACUGCUGGCAGCAAGGAAGAACAAAAUCCUGGAACUGCAAGCGUCGGAGCCUGGUGCUGAUGAGUCCUCCCUGAAUGCCCGACUCGUGGCCUAUGCCUCUGACCAGGCUCACUCCUCAGUGGAGAAGGCUGGUUUAAUUUCCCUUGUGAAGAUGAAAUUUCUGCCUGUGGAUGACAAUUUCUCACUCCGCGGGGAAGCUCUUCAGAGAGCCAUCGAGGAAGACAAGCAGCGGGGCCUGGUGCCUGUCUUUGUCUGUGCAACACUAGGGACCACUGGGGUCUGUGCAUUUGACUGCCUCUCAGAGCUGGGCCCCAUCUGUGCCAGCGAGGGGCUGUGGCUCCACAUCGAUGCUGCUUAUGCGGGCACUGCCUUCCUGUGCCCUGAGUUCCGGGGCUUCCUGAAGGGCGUCGAGUUGGCUGACUCCUUCACCUUUAAUCCUUCCAAGUGGAUGAUGGUGCACUUCGACUGUACUGGCUUCUGGGUCAAGGACAAGUAUAAGCUACAGCAGACCUUCAGCGUGAACCCUGUCUACCUCAGGCAUGCCAACUCGGGUGCGGCCACUGACUUCAUGCACUGGCAGAUCCCCCUGAGCCGCCGGUUUCGCUCUAUUAAACUCUGGUUCGUGAUUCGGUCCUUCGGAGUGAAGAAUCUUCAAGCACAUGUCAGACAUGGUACUGAAAUGGCUAAGUAUUUUGAGUCUCUGGUCAGGAAUGACCCUUUGUUUGAAAUUCCUGCCAAGAGGCACCUUGGCCUGGUGGUUUUCCGUCUGAAGGGUCCUAACUGCCUCACAGAAAGCCUGCUAAAGGAACUGGCCAGAGCUGGCCAGCUCUUCCUCAUCCCGGCCACCAUCCUGGACAAGCUGAUCAUCCGCUUCACCGUGACAUCCCAGUUCACCACCAGGGAAGACAUCCUGAGGGACUGGCACCUCAUUCGCGAUGCUGCCACACUCAUCUUGAGUCAGCACUGCACGUCCCAGCCCAGCCCCCAGGUCAGGAACCUCAUGCUUCAAAGCCGAGACCCUGGAGCCCUGGGCAGCGGGAUGCCCCUUCCACCUGCGCCCGCGGUGGGAGACGACUCAGCCCUGGCCAGGAAGAUCAUCAAGCAGCCUCAGCAUGUGGGAUCCAGAGCCGCGAGAAGCGAAGACAGCUGCCAUGUUGAAGCUUUGCAGGAUCCGCUGGACGACUUCUCGGAGGAGGCCCCGGAUGUCAGCAAGCACAGGCUAUCGUCUUUCCUGUUCAGGUACUUGUCCGUGCAGCAUAAGAGGAAGACCGUGCGCUCGCUCAGUUGCCACAGUGUGCCUGUGAGUGCUCAGAAGCCGCUGGCCACAGAUGCCUCUGCGAGGGGCGGGGGCUCCUCCAGGGUCAGAAUCUUUUCCAGGUUUCCGGAAGAGAUGAUGAUGCUGAAGAAGAGCGCCUUCAAAAAACUCAUCAAGUUCUACAGCGUCCCCAGCUUUCCCGAGUGCAGCUCUCAGUGUGGCCUCCAGCUGCCCUGCUGCCCACUGCAGGCCAUGGUGUAGACACGGAGGUCCUUGGCCAGAGCUCGAGAUUGUGCUUUGGAGGGGGGUCUGUGAACCCCUCAGAAUUGUGUGCGAGUUUGUGUGCUUAUGUCUGUGUGCAUUUUCCUUGGGAGCAAGUCUGUAAUUUGUAUCCGAUUCUCCUAGGGGUUCCUGACCCCAAAAGCAUAUAAAUGGAGAGUAUAGGCCAGCGUGAUCCAGAAGGUUCCAGUAGCUCAUCAAAAAGAAAGGCUGAGGGUAGCAUAUUGACAGGCAGCU